CAUGAUCCAUGCAGAAAGGGUCAACCAAGGUGUCAGAGCUCGGGUUCAGAGAUGUUUCCAUUUGCAUUUACUUGUCCCCUAUAAAUGUUCUCCGCUCUAGGCCUACAAUGCUGGACCCGCUUUGUCCUCCCCCGUAGCAUUUCCCCGAUACGUACUCACUAGUUCAUUGAGCGUCAUUCAGGUUUGCGAUGGAUAUUAAGCAGAUUGAAGCCCUGUCUUCAGUGAUCUCAACCUCGGUCGCUCAAUUGAAGGAACUGCAAGCAUCGCUCAAGACAACGGAUCACUCCGCGUCGACUGCCCGGGCUGAGUUCCUCAAGCCCUCCUUGGAGGUGGUAGCAGCUGCGUCGCAGCUGAUUGCCCUUGUUCGCACGCCUGAGCGCUACCUCAUGGAUAUGUCAACUGCUCAUCAAAUCAGCUCGUCAUUGCGUGUGGUCGUGGAGACCCAUGUGACCGAGAUCAUUCGUGAGAAAGGCAAGGGUGCCAUGAAGUCGUUGCACAUCAAAGAGAUCAGCGCAUACAACCAUGUCAACUAUCUAAAGCUUGGACGAGUCCUGCGCUUGCUGGCGACACAUCACAUCUACGAAGAGGUCUCCCCGAACGUUUUCGCUAACAACAGCAUAUCCAUCGUGAUGGAUACAGGCAAGUCCCUGGCUGAGCUUGAUGCGAAGCCGGUGGAGAAAUACGAUGGCAGCAACGGUAUCGCGGCCUUGGUCGGUCUCUUCUCGGACGAAACCAUGCACAAUUCCGUUUGCAUUGCGGACAUCCUGAAGAAUCCCGAGACGACAAACUCCUUCUCACCUUUCGACGCGCCGUUCUCGAUAGCUUGGCCGGGCACAAAGAAUAUCAAGAUGUAUGACUGGCUCAAUCUGCCGGAGAACCUGCCCCGCCUAAAGCGCUUCGGCAUGGCCAUGAAUGGUAUGAACAGCAUGACCCCGCCUGAUGCGAUUUUGCGAGGCUUCAACUGGUCUAGCCUUCCUGAAGGAAGCGUCGUAGUCGACUGUGGUGGAGGUGUCGGCUCGGUGUCCCUUCCCAUCGUACAGACCUGCCCGCAAAUCCAUCUUGUCGUACAAGACACAGGACCUGUGGUAGCAGAGGCGCCGGCGUUCUGGCAAACGAAGCAGCCUGAGGCUUUGGCACAAGGCCGAGUGUCGUUCCAAGCGCACAACUUCUUCGAACCACAGCCUGCUGCUAAUAGCAACGUUUCUGUCUACUUGUUGCGGAUGAUUAUGCACAACUGGCCGGAUGCAGAGUGUGUGCAGAUUCUCAAGCGUUUGCACCAGAGCAGCACCAAAAACACUCGAAUCGUCAUCGUCGACAACAUCAUGUUGUAUGCCUCUCGCGAACAGAACGUCGAGGGACAGGAUACCGGCGCGUCCGACCCCGAGGCGCUCGCGCCAGAGCCCUUGUUGGCGAACUGGGGCGCUGCAAACUCGCUCUCGUACAAGCAGGAUAUCAACAUGCUGAGCAACCACAACGCAUGCGAACGAACCCUCCCUGAGUUCGCAGACUUGCUCGGACAAGCAGGUUUCCGCAUCGUUGAGGUGCAUCAAGCUCACCAGAGCUGGUUGCCGCAGAUUGUAGCCGUGCCAGUGUAGGCCUGAAUGGUCUGCUUGAGACGAGGUUCUGUGAGUUCAAUCGGACAAUUGUCUUUCGGUGCAUUGGAGUGGCGUUGGUAUUCAACACACUUGAUACAGCAGUGGCGAUCGAUCUGGUGUAGUUUGCGCAAAUCAUUGUAUAGACAAGAAACCGUCAAUGGAUUUGAUUAGCGGUGCUUGCGCGUGCACAUAUCU
This is a messenger RNA of Laetiporus sulphureus 93-53, 1790 nucleotides long. Its product is annotated as S-adenosyl-L-methionine-dependent methyltransferase. The record is from RefSeq and is a predicted model, not a curated record. Gene Ontology annotation, molecular function: O-methyltransferase activity. Bases 189 to 1595 code for a protein of 468 amino acids. The transcript has 9 exons. NCBI's taxonomy places the organism in Eukaryota, Fungi, Basidiomycota, Agaricomycetes, Polyporales, Laetiporaceae.